AAGUUAACUACUUGGUAACGCCAUAUAGCUACUCAGUCUUUGUACUAGUCAUGAUUGUGUACAUUCUUUUUCAAUCCGCUAACAUAUAGAGUUUUAAUUAUGUCAAGUAAAUUUUUAAGAUACUGCAUUACUUUUUUAACCUUAUUGCAUCAUGUAAAUAGUAAAAUACUUCGUGGGACUCUCGUAACGCGUGAAAAUUGGGCCUUCCUUGCAAGAUUUUGUUUUCUCACACAACAAGGCACAUUUCGGUAUGAUUUAAACAUUGAGAGUGAGAACAGUUCUCUAAAUCUUUUACUGUAUUAUGAUGCACCUCAUCAAUGGUCUAGCGUGUAUCCUUCAAACAAAACAUGCGAAGAAAAAAAAUCUAUUUUAAGCGUAGAAAAUGGUCAGAUAAUACAAUUGUCUACAUUGACAUCAGCCAUAUCUGGAUGUGUUGUAAAAAAUAAUUCAGCACUACAUUGCAAUAGCUACAGAAGAUUUCAAUCAUCCAGACCAACAUGGUGGUUCAUCGUAUUAUCAGAUUGUUCUACUAAAACAGGUUUAAAUGUUACAUAUUGGAUUUCAUUAACAAAUGCAUCUCCAGGUAACAUAUGGAAAGAACACUUUUCUGCAGAUGAAUUUUAUAUACUACCAGAAUUACUAAUAGCAGCUUGCAUUUAUGUAGUACUUCUCAUAUUAAGCUUUUAUGUAGCUGUACAAUUACGCUCAAGAAGACUCCUACAUGUUUCAUAUAAAUUAUUCAUGGGUUCUCUUCUAUGUCAAUUAAUAGGCAUUUUAUUAGAAAUUUACAGUUAUUUUAACCUUGCACUGAAAGGAGUUUUUAUAACUAGUGCUUCUUUAGUAGGUCAUCUUUUAGAAGCAUGUUCAGAAACUUUAUAUACAGUGCUUAUGCUACUGUUAGCAUUCGGCUAUACUAUCACUAAAAGUGCAUUAACACCUAAACAAAUUCGAUGGCUCACAUAUUUCAUUUGUCUUAGUGCAGCUUGUCAGCUGGCAUUGUAUAUGUAUCAAUUUGAAAUCUUUGAUCCUGGUUUAGUCCUUUAUAUCUAUGAAUCACCACCAGGUUACGGACUAGUAGCAUUGAAAUUGAUUGCAUGGAUUGUAUUCGUUCUUCGUUGUUUUAAAACAACUAAGAAAAUGACAAAGAAGGUCCAUUUUUACGGGUCUCUACUUUCUUUAGGAUCAGCAUGGUUUCUAUGUCAUCCAUUGACGGUACUAUGUAUUACUGUGCUUGUAGACAAAUGGAUAAGGGAGAGUGUUGUAAGAGGAUGCUCUCUUUGGAUUGUUCUUGUGGGACAUGCAACAUUUCUUUAUGUUACACGGCCUACUAUUGCAAAUUCGCGUUUUCCAUUUCACAUUAGAACAUGCCAAGUAGUUCCAGUUGGUGGUAAUGGACAAAAUCACAGUUAUGAACCUCGAUUCCGAAAAGUAGUUUCAGCAUUCACAAUCUCAUAA
Vespula pensylvanica (western yellowjacket) is the source of this 1455-nucleotide messenger RNA. Its product is annotated as transmembrane protein 145-like. NCBI's taxonomy places the organism in Eukaryota, Metazoa, Arthropoda, Insecta, Hymenoptera, Vespidae. The transcript has 4 exons. Bases 100 to 1455 code for a protein of 451 amino acids. Gene Ontology annotation, biological process: G protein-coupled receptor signaling pathway; response to pheromone. The record is from RefSeq and is a predicted model, not a curated record.